This is a messenger RNA of Cercocebus atys (sooty mangabey), 2788 nucleotides long. It is a transcript of the gene ZNF383, whose product is annotated as zinc finger protein 383. NCBI's taxonomy places the organism in Eukaryota, Metazoa, Chordata, Mammalia, Primates, Cercopithecidae. The transcript is spliced from 7 exons. The coding region runs from base 1313 to 2740 and encodes 475 amino acids. Gene Ontology annotation, biological process: regulation of DNA-templated transcription. The record is from RefSeq and is a predicted model, not a curated record.
UUUUAAAAAUGUUCCAUAUUCUGAUUAUGAUGGCGGUGACAAGGAUUUAAACAUUUGUUGAAACUUAUCGAACGGUUCACUUAAAAUGAGGGCAUUUUAUUGUAUCUAAAUUAUGCUUCAGUAAAGUUGAUUUUUAAAAGACAUGCACACAAAUAUAAUUUAUAAAUCAUAUCAUUAGCUCGUUUAUGGUGUAGCAUUCAGUCAUUCUUAGAGUAUUCAGAGUUGUGCAAACUUCAUUAUCUAAUUCAAGAAGCUUUACAUUACCCCAAAAAGGAACACUUUAGCUAUUACCACUCACAGUUCCCCUAAUCCUGCUAGUCCUAAAAAACUCUAACUUACUCCUUUUCCGUAGAUUUGCCUAUUUUAAAUAUUUCAUAUAAAUGCCAUCAUACAGUAUGUGGCUUAUCCACGAACGAAGGCAAAAAUGACGAUUUAAUCAGUCUAGCAUUCUCAGAGAGGGUUAUAACGCCUAGUAGAGUGGGUCUUGGGUGCGCUCUGCAUUGUGGGUCGGCUUGGGGCAGAAAGUCAUUUAAGGGACCUCCUUCCACUUGCCGCAGCGCCUCACCCCUUCCGGCUCUAGACUACAGUUCCCAGAAAUCCUUGCGGCUCUAAUCAACUUCUGACCCGAAGCUGGCGACCUUUUCCUGUUUCUCAAGGAACUCCCUGGGGUUGGCCGGUAUCAUGGAGGAAGAUUGUCUUCAGGGUGCAGGGCCAGCGUCCUAUGGCAGUUUCACUCUGAGCCCGUGUCUGGAUCACGGAGACGCAGAGUAGCCGUUCGGAGUGGGGAGCAGGGAUGUCCCGGAACUGUGCAGCAGCAGGAACCCGAAGGACCGGGCGCCAUCUUCUCCGCGCGGUCCUACUCCGGACUGUAUUUCCCAGAGGUCCCCGCGAGUCCAAGGCAGCCGUUUCAUUUGCCUGCUGGACCCUCGGCCUCAAGGGUAGGGGAAGUGCGCGGUGAGCGGCCUGGGUCUUGCGGGCUCGGCUGGGGCCCGCAGAUAGUAGCUGUAGAUCCAGAAUGACCUCUGAUCUGCUCAGUCUGAGCCACAAGAAAGGCCUGGCGUCUCAUGAUUCCUUUCUUCUUCAGCUCUGCUGUUCUCAGAGAGUUACCCAGAGGAAGAAUGACUGUUGACCAAACCAAAUACAAGAUGGAGCCUCACUCUGUCACCCAGGCUGGAGUGCAGUGGCAUGAUCGCAGCUCACUGCAACCUCUGCCUCCCGGGUUCAAGCUAUUCUCUUGCCUCAGCCUCCUGAGUAGCUGGAAUUACAGGAGAACAGCCGCAAGGAAGACUAACCGUCUGCAGUACUGGAAGCCAUGGCUGAGGGAUCAGUGAUGUUCAGUGAUGUGUCCAUAGACUUCUCUCAGGAGGAGUGGGACUGCCUGGACCCUGUUCAGAGGGAUUUAUACAGAGAUGUGAUGUUGGAGAACUACAGCAAUCUGGUUUCAAUGGGACUUUACACUCCUAAGCCUCAAGUGAUCUCCUUAUUGGAACAAGGGAAAGAGCCCUGGAUGGUUGGCAGAGAGCUUACAAGAGGCCUGUGUUCAGAUCUGGAAUCAAUGUGUGAAACCAAGUUAUUAUCUCUAAAGAAGGAAGUUUAUGAAAUAGAAUUAUGCCAGAGGGAGAUAAUGGGACUUACAAAGCAUGGCCUUGAGUACUCCAGUUUUGGAGAUGUUUUGGAAUAUAGAAGCCGCCUUGCAAAACAACUGGGAUAUCCAAAUGGGCAUUUCAGUCAAGAAAUAUUCACUCCGGAAUACAUGCCCACAUUUAUUCAACAGACAUUCCUUACUCUCCAGCAAAUAAUGAAUAAUGAAGACAGACCCUUUGAAUGUAAGAAAUGUGGAAAGGCCUUUAGUCAGAACUCACAAUUUAUUCAACAUCAGAGAAUUCAUAUUGGUGAAAAAUCUUAUGAAUGCAAAGAGUGUGGGAAAUUCUUUAGUUGUGGUUCACAUGUUACUCGGCAUCUGAAAAUUCAUACUGGCGAAAAACCCUUUGAAUGUAAGGAGUGUGGAAAGGCCUUCAGUUGUAGCUCAUACCUUUCUCAACAUCAGAGAAUCCAUACCGGUAAGAAACCCUAUGAAUGUAAGGAAUGUGGGAAGGCCUUUAGUUAUUGCUCAAAUCUUAUUGACCAUCAGCGAAUUCACACCGGUGAAAAGCCUUAUGCAUGUAAGGUAUGUGGGAAAGCCUUUACUAAAAGCUCACAACUUUUUCAGCAUGUGCGAAUUCAUACAGGUGAGAAACCCUAUGAAUGUAAGGAAUGUGGCAAAGCCUUUACCCAGAGCUCAAAGCUUGUUCAACAUCAGAGAAUUCAUACUGGUGAGAAACCCUAUGAGUGCAAGGAAUGUGGCAAAGCCUUUAGUAGUGGCUCAGCACUUACUAAUCAUCAGAGAAUUCACACUGGUGAGAAACCCUAUGAUUGUAAGGAAUGCGGAAAGGCUUUUACUCAGAGCUCACAGCUUCGUCAACAUCAGAGAAUUCACGCUGGUGAGAAACCCUUUGAAUGUCUUGAAUGUGGGAAGGCCUUUACUCAGAACUCACAACUUUUCCAGCAUCAGAGAAUUCAUACGGAUGAAAAGCCAUAUGAAUGUAAUGAAUGCGGAAAGGCCUUUAAUAAAUGCUCAAACCUUACUCGACAUCUGAGAAUUCACACUGGUGAAAAGCCCUAUAACUGUAAGGAAUGUGGGAAGGCAUUUAGUAGUGGCUCAGAUCUCAUUCGUCAUCAGGGAAUUCAUACUAAUGAAUAAUAAAAAUUAAAGCCCCUGUCACCCUUCCCGCAUUUUUUUUUUUUUUUU